AUUAUAUUUUAAUGUAAGCCAAAAGAUUAGUACUUGAUCCUUUUUGUUAUAGACAAUUUGGAAAAUAAGGAAGUCAAUAAAUUCUAUAUGAUAGAGAGAAAUUCGUAGAAAAAGUUAAUGAAUUAUACAAAAAAGAAGAAUUAAAAGAUGGGUAUAAAUUAUUACAUUAUUAUAGUUAUGCUCCAUUUUGUAAACACAUAUUUAUAGAAAAUUUUACAGAUACACCAAACUAUAUUUUGAGAAUAACAAAUGAAAAUGAGCAUUUAAUUAGAACUGCAUACAAAGCUAGAAAUGAAAGAGAAGUAUUUAAAUAUUGAUUAAAUUAUUUAAGUUACCUGUUUUAUCAAGAUUUAUUUAAGCAGAGUCAAUAUAAUUAUAAAAGGCUAAAUAUUUAGAUAUUAUUCUUUAUUCAAAGGAAUAAAUUACAAAAGAAAAUAAAUCUUAAGGUGUUGAAGAUAUUCAUGGUGAAAUUGAUUAUGAUUUUGGAAUAAUAUCUAUAAAACCAUAAGAUGAAAAUCAAGAAAUACCAAUGCUUCCAAUAACAUCGAUGAGAAAUUCUUUAGGAACUAAAGAAGGAGGAUCUGGUGUAGAAAUAAAUAGAGAAGAAUAUUUAAAAUCUGUAGAUUUUUGGUCAAAACAUGUUUUGGUUGAGUGAUAUUUAUUU
This is a messenger RNA of Paramecium sonneborni, 664 nucleotides long. The record is from the annotation of a GenBank genome assembly. Lineage: Eukaryota; Ciliophora; Oligohymenophorea; Peniculida; Parameciidae.